This is a messenger RNA of Astyanax mexicanus (Mexican tetra), 3573 nucleotides long. It is a transcript of the gene rnf152, whose product is annotated as ring finger protein 152. Gene Ontology annotation, molecular function: ubiquitin protein ligase activity. Lineage: Eukaryota; Metazoa; Chordata; Actinopteri; Characiformes; Acestrorhamphidae. The record is from RefSeq and is a predicted model, not a curated record. The coding region runs from base 1240 to 1818 and encodes 192 amino acids. The transcript is spliced from 3 exons.
GAACUGUCAAAACACUGCGCGCGCUGUGAGAACAGAGCGAGGAGAACCGAGUCUCUCUGAAGUGGAAAUACAGCGAGAGCGAGGCUCGCGCUCAAAUCUCUGCACGAGAUCCAGCCAGAUAUGGAUUAGGACUCUGACAAGCUGUCAGACCAAGACGGAAAGAGAGAGAGCUGACCGCUCUGGCCAUCGUCACAAGACACCGGCCUGUGCUUUUACACUCCUGACUUAAGAGAAGACCACGGAUGCCACUGUGCCUUGUUUAUAUUUAAAUGGGACAGAGCAGUAGACUUUAGACACAGACUGACAAUUUAUUAAGUAAAAAAUAAAGAAAUAAUAGAAUUAUAGAACAUUAAGUACGUAGCAAAUUAAAUAUAUUUUAAUUAUUCAGACUUGUGAAGGUGGCAAAAAAAGAAAAAGAGACUUUAAAACAUCAUUUAAAUAGGCAGGAAUUAGUAAAAAGCUGUUAAUAAAAAAAAUCAAUCUGCAUCAGAUUUCCUCAAAAAGUCUAAAUUAAAUUCUAUCUAUAAUUCAGAAAACUCUGGUCAAAACUACUUACAAGAAUCUUAUAUUUAUUAGCUGUGAUAUGUGAUAUCCUGUACAUCAGCACUUUUUAUCCCACAGCUUUACUGAUUUUUUUCACAAAUUUAAUGAUUUUAUAUUGAUAUCUGUUCUCUCACUACAAUACCCAGAAUGCAUUGCGCAUGUAUGUUAUACAGCCACUGGAAAACCCAGCCCUUGCAAUAAAAAAAAAAGAAAAAAAGUGGAAGCUCAUAAAUACAGAUUAAUAAAUUCAUUAAAAAAACAUAUUUGAAAUACCCCACGCUCAAAUUUCCUCAACAUACUGCUUACAUUUAUUCAAAAUUGCCUACCACCUUUAAUAUACCUCAUCAGUAGGGGGUUCUCACAGCCUUCAAUGUGGGAAUUGUAGUUCUAGAUGUAAUUGUGUGAUAAAUUAAUCAAUAAUUGGCCUUUCAGGGAGUAGCUUUAACUGCAGAUUACCUUAAUUAGGCUUAAUUUAAUGUCUGUUUGAUUAUUAAGUAACUUUUUAUGUAAACAGCUAUAAUAUAUAACUGAUAUAUUAUUAAGUUUAGAGUAAAGAAAUGUAACUAAACAGCAAAUAUUACCAAAUUUCCCAUUAAAUAUAAGAAUUUACAUCAGAAAUAACUUUCAAACUUUCAAAGCGAAGUUCUCUUGAGUUGGACUUGGUCUCUCUUCGAGGGACAUCUUCAGUUGGCCGUAAUGGAGACGCCCUCCAAGAGCUCCAAGCUGGAGUGCCAGAUCUGCUUCAACCCCUACAGCCCCCAGCACCGGCGGCCCAAGCUUCUGCAGUGCCGGCACACAUGCUGCUCCGUUUGCCUGGGCCAGAUGAGGCUGAACCACCGAGAGAUCCGCUGCCCGUGGUGCCGGAGUGUCACCCACCUGCCCAGCAGCCUGUCCGUCUCCCAGCUGCCCGACGACCCGAACGCUCUGUCCAUCAUCUCUCUAACAAACCCGUCCGAACACGGACCUGUCUUCAUACGACUGCCAGGCAAUGGCUGCUACCUACUGCCUCUACCAGGAGAUGUGGAGCAGACCCUGCUGCAUGGUGAACCUGCAUACCGCUUUGAGUACAAAGAAGCCGGCGAGGCAGGCCUUCCGGAACAAGGCCUGGUAGAGGGUCUGGAGAUGGAGGAGGAAGAAGGGACGCUGAAGAGUUCGGCCUGGACUGGUUUCUGCACUGUCCUUCUAGUGGCAGUCAUCCUUAUUUUCCUUCUGGGCAUCGUCCUGCACAACAUGUCCUGCGUCUCCAAGAGGUUCAGCAUCAUUUCCUGUGGAUGAUGGGGCUCUGUGUGGAGUGGAACACUGAUUCACAUGUUCACUAUUCACUAUUAGGUGUCAGAGCUAAUAGUGAACAGACUAAGAAGUAACCAUGCAAUGGCCAGAACAGUAGCCAAAGUACUGUUAGAACUCUGGACCUGGUCAUCUCGUACCAAGUCACUCAAUGUUCAUUUUGGAAUCAAUGGUAUUGAUGGAGAGUUUGUACCAGCCUUUACUUGUAAAGGAAGACUCUGUACUAGAUGCUGGAACAUUGCUGUGUGGAUCUGAUUGUAUUUGCUAGAGUUUAAUUACUUUAUGAGUGAUUACAUAAAAUGUAAUGUCUGCCAGGUGUUGGUGUUGAUGGAGCUCCAUCAAUCAAUAGAACAAUCCAGAAGUUCUGCUGUCUCACAGCCCAAUGCUGAGGGGCUUUAUAGGCCCACAGUAGCCAGUGCUUGGCUUUGGGCAUGGUGACCUUAGGCUCACCAUUGUGAGGCUAAUCUGGAGCAUCUAUGGGGGUUGUGUUUAGAUUCACUGUGAGUUCUUGUGAAUGCCAAGAAGGACCAUGUUUAAGAUGUUUAAGCAUUAAACCAGUGAUUUUUAAUUGUUUAUUUAUUGAUUUCUACAAGAUAUCUAAUCAUUUUUUUUUUUUUGUAUGGUGGACCUACUUUGCAUCGCCUAAAAUGAGGACAAACUUUAUUUUGUUCACAGGCUUUGUUGAGACAGCAGCUCAUGUCCGAUUUUCAGCGUCUAAUUUGGAUUCGGGCAGGAAAGGUUUCCUACAGUCUGAACACAAAAGAUGGGGGUUAAAAUCUGAUGCAAAUCAACAACAAAACUUAGUUAGACCAGUCACUUUUGAUACGUUUGAUAUUAGAAUGGGUUGGUGGGCAACUGUACCAAAUCAGUGAGUAAAUGUCACUACUAAUCACAUUAGUCUGACCAUACUAAUCACAUUGGAUCAGUUGUGAACACAUAACUGAAUCUGAACACUCAGUAUCACUGAUGUGAAGCACCACUUUUUUGUUGCACCAAAAGCCAAUCUUCAGGCAGAAUAAACAGGUAAUUAGUUAGUGACCUGGUUAAGAUUAGUUAAAAUGUGGUGCUUUGUAUUCCAGUGGCCUUGAGGUCCAGUUCCACCCUGUGUCAUAUAUCCCUUUAGCCUCACCCCCAUGACAGCCAUGUUUCAAUAAAUGCUUAUUUUAAUGAAUUGUGUUUAUUUAUGAUUGCUAGAUUCAGAUUUCAUCUUUGUGAAUAAAGGCUAGGCUGAGUUUAUAAUGGAAGCACAGAGACAUUGCCAUCUUUGAUUGGUUUGACAGUUUAUUCAUGAGUUUAUAAGUUCAGCCAAGAAACAUAUGAAACAUACGAGCCUUCAUUUUGAAUCAUUAGACUGUUUAUUGCAUUGAAUCAUUGAAAACAUUGUUUAUUUAUAUUUUCUAGAUUCAACUUUAUGUUCUUGCCAAUUACAUUGUACAGUUUGAUCAGAGCAGCUGAAGCUGAAGGAAAAACAACAGUAAUGCAAUUAGAAGGCUGAGCCUGGGAAUAGCUAAAGAAAUAUAUACAGCACAAGCAUUCCCAGGCAUCUGUAUUAUUUUAACAUGAUAGACUGUUUAUUUAUGAUGUCUUUUGGGUUUGGAUAUUUAAACAUUUAACAAUGUUGAUGGUGACCGAAAUUAAACUAGAUACACAGACAUGUACAUUUUAACAGACUGUUUAUUACAUAGAAUUUCUGGUUUUCCUUUCUUGUACACAAUAAAUCCUGUUUUUUUGAGGUGUGAAUAA